AUGCAACAUCAUCGUUUAACACAUUAUUCAAAUAUUAGAUCUGAAAGUGUCAAAGUUUUAAUCCGUUGUCGUCCAUUUAGUCAUCGAGAAUUGGCAUCGAGCUCAUCAAAAUGUGUUGAUUUACUCUUAUCAAGUGGAAUAGUUCGGCUAUUGAGUCCAAUAAAAAAUAAACGCCGUAUUUGUAGAAUAUUUCGAUUUGACUCAAUUUAUGAUGAUUAUCAUAAAACAGAUCAAAUAUUCACCGAAUCUGUUCAGCCAUUAGUAUUAGCAGCAACGAUAAAUGGAUAUUCGGGAACAAUAUUUGCCUAUGGACAAACCGGAAGUGGAAAGUCUUGGACAAUGACUGGAUGUUCGUGUUCAUCGGAAAAAGGUCUGAUAUCAAAAGCAAUCGAACAUGUAUUUGAUUUAAUAAAUUAUCAUGAAAGUAUCGAUCCACUCAAAAUCAAUGAGAAGAAAAAUUCUGAUGCUUUCAAUAGGCAAUCCUUUCAAGAUUUGAAGAUUUUGGAUAAUAAUAAUAAUAGUGAGAUAACAAAUUUCGAAAAAUUUAUGGUUAAAUGUGCAUACUUAGAAAUUUACAAUGAAGAAUUGCGUGAUCUAUUAUUUAAAUCUGAUCAUCGUCAUCAAAAACUAGAAAUACGUGAAAAUUCAUUAAAUGGUGUAUGUGUAACAAAUUUAACAUGGCAUCAAGUACAAACAUCCGAUGAAUGUUCUAAAUUUAAACGUCAGGGUGAUUUGCAACGAUCAAUCGCAUCGACACAAAUGAAUUCGGAUUCAUCUCGAAGUCAUACAAUGUUUUGUAUUUUAAUUGAACAUACUACAUUUACAACAUCGAAUGAAAAACAUCGACUUGUACGACUAGGAAAAUUAAAUUUUGUUGAUUUAGCUGGAAGUGAACGACAAACAAAAACUGGAUGUAGUGCACAACGUUUAUUUGAAUCAGCUAAAAUUAAUUUGUCAUUAUCAGCGUUGAAUAAAGUGAUAUCGUCUUUAGUUGACGGAAAAUCAAAACAUAUCCCCUACAGAGACUCAAAAUUAACAAGAUUAUUACAAGAUUCAGUAGGUGGAACAACAAAAACAAUUAUGAUCGCGUGCAUUUCACCAUCCGAAGAUAAUUAUGAAGAAACAUUGUGCACAUUAAGAUACGCUUCACGUACUAAGAAUAUUCGUAAUACGCCAAUUGUCAAUGAAAGUUCACCUCGCGUACUCAUUAGACAAUAUGAAGAUGAAAUUAAACGGUUAAGAGCAAUAAUAUCUGGUCAAAUGCAUUUUAAUAAACUGAUAUUGUAUGAAACAGCAGUUGACACGUCGACAGAUGAAACUAAAAGAGUAACAGACCGUAAAGAAAUUACUGAACAAGAAAAAGCGACUAAUAACAGGUACUUUUAG
Molecule: messenger RNA, 1386 nt
Organism: Didymodactylos carnosus
Lineage: Eukaryota; Metazoa; Rotifera; Eurotatoria; Philodinida; Philodinidae
Source: the annotation of a GenBank genome assembly